CACUUUUAUUUUGAAGGCGCUGAACCGGUAGUAAACUAGAUGUCAAACCCGGCGCGGAAACAGUUACACGUUUACGAAACUAUUUCCCGAAAUAACGGCACGAUUUCAUUGUUGCUCCAGGCCAACAUGAAUUCCACAUCGCACUAUUGUACGUCUUGUUACGAUACCAUGGUUUAACUGUGCGCGUGCUAAUCCCACACGACGGCGACUCCUCGCGGCUGCUGAGCCGAUGAGCCUCUAGCGCGACCGGCGGGCUGAAGCUGUGUGUUGUUAGCCAUUGUCUGUAGCAAGCUAAGAUAACACACAGUCGCCGUCCGCGAUCCUGCUCUGCGAAACAAACACCCGUGGGGGGUUGCAGUCAUGCCCAGUCUAAAGCUGAUAUCUGCGACUGACACACAGUACCCAUCGGCCGUGCUCAACGCGAUGAACGUGCAGCGAAAUCACGGGUUAUUUUGUGAUGUCACCAUCAUCAUUCAGGACAGGAAAUUCAGAGCUCACAAAACAAUCCUGUCCGCUUCAAGCACAUAUUUCCACCAGCUUUUCAGUGUAGCCGGACAAGUGAUCGAGUUAAACUUCAUCAAAGCGGAGAUUUUUGAGCAGAUUCUGAAUUACAUUUACAGCUCUAAGAUUUACCGCGUCCGCUCCGACAUGCUCGAGGAGCUCAUCAAUGCUGGACAGAUACUGGGAGUCAAGUUUAUUGCAAAUUUAGGGUCCCCAUUAUCACAUGUGAAGGGUCUGCCCGGUUUGUCGAAGGAGACGGAGAGCAAAAGCGACACGGCCGCAGAGGCGAUGCCCAUCAUCGCGGAGUCCUUCUCGAUAUCUGCAGAGGAAUUCAAUCAGACAAGCACGGCAACCAGCGACUCCGACUCGGAGGGCGACGUUCUGUUCGUCUCACAGACGGAUGCGAAAACUACUGCAGCCAAGCAGGCGGCCAAAUCCGGUGAGGUCAUUGAUUUGGAGGCGGCUGAUUUGGGAAUGGCGGCACCAACGCAAAGCGAAGAAUCAAAUCAUACCGCUGCAAGACCGAAAGAGGCCGCCAGGACCCCCUUGAAAACGAGUCCCGCGAAGCCUCCCAGCCUAAGCUGCCCAGUCCCUGGUGUCCCCGACCGCAGCCCCCAGCUCAGUCCAGACAGCGGCUCCAAGAAGCCAGCAUCCCCCGCCAGAGUUCCCUCAGGAAGUGCUCCAACGACGCCGGCUAGGCCAAGCAAUGUCACCCCGGAGCCGUCGAGUGCCUCUCAGUCCUCGGAGAGCAGCAGCACAACGGGAGUCCACCAGAAGCAAGUCGUCGCUUCGUCUCAGCAAGGGGACUGCAAGAUAAAGCUCCUCGAUAAAGCGACUCUAACCAACAGCCCCAAGUUGACCAUCGCGGCAAAAAAGACCGUCACCCUCAAUACGACCACCGAGAUCGAUUCGAUUUCAUCGGGCUGCAAGGUGUACGCAAACAUUGGCGAGAACACGUACGACAUCGUCCCGCUGAAGGAGGACCCGGGCGAAGGGGGCUCCAAGGCCAACAAAGGGAAGAGGCAUUUGAUGGCCACGCCCUUGAAACCCCUGGAUAAAGCCCUCACCUUGCCGACGGGCGGCUCCAACAAGAAGAAGCCCAAAACGGAGCUGGAGGACCACUACGAGCUGGUCAUGGACGGGAAGACCUUCUACGUGUGCGUCGUGUGCAAGCGCCCCUACGUGUGCCUGACCAGUCUCCGCCGGCACUUCAACACCCACUCGUGGGAGAAGCAGUACCCGUGCCACUACUGCGACAAGGUCUUCGCGCUGGCCGAGUACAGAACUAAGCACGAAAUCCACCACACGGGGGAGAGGCGGUACCAGUGCUUGGUGUGCAACGAGACGUUCCUCAACUACCAGAUACUGGCGACCCACUGCAAGCAAGCCCACAACCAGGACCCCAGCGGGAGGAAGGAGAAGGACGAGAAGGACAACAACCUGUACCGGCUGCUGCCGUGCAAGACGGUGGAGAUGAAGCCGUACUCGUGGAGCGCCGACGGGCCGGGGGUCCCCGUCAUAUCGGAGGACGGCAGCGUCCACCACAUCACCGCCGCCGGCGGGGAGAUCCGCGCCUCCACCCAGAGCCGGAUGUUGAACUGGGACGACAUCUUCGUCGAGCCGGACGCUCACAUGGCGCCCGAUUCCCGCGGCCGCCCGGGGUCGGCCGGCAACAACCCUCGACCGGGAGCCACGGAGUUUGACUUUAUUAUACCGGAGUCCUACUGAGCAGCGCUGGAUGCUCCAGUACCUGUGCCUUUUUCGGUUCCCCCCCGCCUCACCUUCACGUUCCAUGUCAACAAUAUUCUCCUGUAAUUCUUGACCUGUCGUCUUCAAAUGGUCUUAUUAACAUUUCCUUUUAUAAAUUUCUUCUUCAGGUGUAAUGUUUUACUAAACUUGGUGAUGGUCAGCGGUUGAAAUAAUGUCCGAGUGUACCGGAGAAUGUUGGAGAUCGCUUGAAAUUUCUCAGUCUUUUAGUGUAACCCUACACUUAGAGGGACACUAGUCUGCUGGUGUCACUCCGCUGGUGCUCUUUUGUAUCAUGAAGAAAUGAUAAGUCACCUUAGAAGAAGUGGCCAUGCGGUAAAAUGGCAACGAAAACAAGUUCAUGUGGAUGAUAAAAGUUUCAUUCAAGACUUACAAGCUGUAAUAAAACAUCAAGCAUGUUUUCAUUAUUUUUCACUGUGUUAGGCAAGUAAUAUCUUUACUUUAAUCCUCUGAUACAGUGAAGCAAAAACAUGAAGCAGAUGAUUUGAACUUGGCAACCACGUCCACAGCAUACAUUUUAAUACAUUUUCUGGUUUCAACAGAUUUUUAAAAAAAAAUACAGGAUAUAAAUGAUGUGAGUUUAUGAAACAUGGGUUGGUUUUAUUUUUAAUCUAUCCUUACUGGAUGCACCAAUCAUCAGAUUGGAAUUAAAUUAAACAGAAUUUCAGACUAUUAAACCUAUUGUGUGGGAGAAGGGUAAUUAUGAUGGAAUAUAAAAUAUUUCUAUUGUGUGAUUGCACAUCUGGCCAUUGUGGAAGAAGAUCUACAAUAAUUUUAUUUUUCAGUGUUUUGAAAAAAUGUUUUUAUUCACUUGUACUUUUUUUUUUAUUUCUGUUGCUUAUGAGUGUUCAUAUGUUUUUAAUAUAUAUUUUAAACCUACAUGAAGCAGGCGAGAGACAAGUGCAUCCAUGUGACCCUGGGAUUGACAUCGAUGGACCAUUGUUUUAGUCUGUAAAUAAAGCACUUGAUGUUGAAUUAGGAAGAAGAAUUUUCUGUAUUUUUACCUUUUAUACUCUUGUUUUUACAUUGUAUCAAACUGUAGUGAUUGGUCUGUAUGAGUAAAAAAAGCAGUGCUAAUAUGGGAAUCUUUACUACUUUGUGUUGAUCAAUAAAAUCAUGUGAGAUUUGUUUGUUAUUUUAACAGAUUAACAUGUUAAAUGAAUGAAACGUUGUUUUAACCCACUUUUUUCUGUCUCAGAUGUAUUUAUUAGGGUUAUAGCCGUAUACAUGAACAUGAACGUUUUAUUAAAUACUGUUUUGUUUAAGUAAAUGUUCGCUCUCUGUCAAUUAGCAACACGGUUCCUUGAUGGUAAAUAAAUUAUUCUUUUACUAUUUUUAUUCGAUUGUCUGGCCCCAACAGCAUUUAAAUAUUGUCUUUUCAUUCAUAACAAAUUUGGAAAUCAAGAUGAUCGAUGAGGUGAUGAAGGGUCGCCAAAGGGCAACAUUUCUUCAUUCCAAAAACAUCGAGGGUGACCUCAACAGGAAAAACUGCUCAACCUGCAGCUGUUAAAGGUGUCAGUGUGGAUUGAGGCGACCGAG
This is a messenger RNA of Pungitius pungitius (ninespine stickleback), 3807 nucleotides long. It is a transcript of the gene zbtb33, whose product is annotated as zinc finger and BTB domain containing 33. The transcript is spliced from 2 exons. Gene Ontology annotation, biological process: regulation of transcription by RNA polymerase II. Lineage: Eukaryota; Metazoa; Chordata; Actinopteri; Perciformes; Gasterosteidae. Gene Ontology annotation, molecular function: RNA polymerase II cis-regulatory region sequence-specific DNA binding; DNA-binding transcription factor activity, RNA polymerase II-specific; protein binding. Bases 361 to 2229 code for a protein of 622 amino acids. The record is from RefSeq and is a predicted model, not a curated record.